AUGUCCACUCCAUUUGGUGUUGAUUUAGGUACUGAUAAUACCGUUAUUGCUUGUGCCAGAAACAGAGGUAUUGAUAUCAUUGUCAAUGAAGUUUCAAACCGUGCCACUCCUUCAUUAGUUGGUUUUGGACCAAAGAAUAGAUAUUUAGGAGAAGCCGGUAAGAAUCAACAAACUUCAAACAUUAAGAACACGGUUGAAAAUAUCAAAAGAAUUAUUGGAUUACCAUAUGAUCAUCCAGAUUUUGCUAUUGAACAACAAUAUUUUAAUGUUCCAUUAGUUAAAAAUCAAGUAGAUGGUGGUGUUUCUGCAAAAGUUAGAUAUUUGGGUAAACAACAAGAAUUCACUGCUACUCAAUUAGCUGGUAUGUAUUUGGGAAAAAUUAAGGAUAUUACAUUUAAAGAAACCAAAGCUAAUUUAAGUGAUAUUUGUCUUUCUGUUCCAGGUUGGUAUACUGAAAAACAACGUCGUGCUGCUGCUGAUGCAUGUAAGAUUGCUGGAUUAAACCCAGUUAGAAUCGUUAAUGAAGUCACUGCUGCUGCUGUUGGAUAUGGUGUUUUUAAACAAAAUGAAUUACCAGAGGAUGAAUAUAAGAAGAUUGCAUUUAUUGAUAUUGGUCAUUCUUCUUAUCAAGUUGCAAUUGCUGCUGUUAAAAAGGGAGAAUUAAAAAUCUUGGGUUCUGCUUUUGAUAAACAUUUUGGUGGUAGAGAUUUUGAUCGUGCUUUAGCUGAACAUUUUGCUCAAGAAUUCAAAGGGAAAUAUAAGAUUGAUAUCAAGGAAAAUCCAAAAGCUUAUUAUCGUGUUCUUGUUGCUGCUCAAAAAUUGAAAAAAGUCUUAUCGGCAAAUACUCAAGCUCCAUUAAAUAUUGAAUCGGUUAUGAAUGAUGUUGAUGUUUCUUCUUCUAUGACUAGAGAAGAAAUGGAAGAAAUGGUUCAACCAUUAUUAGCUAGAAUUCAUGUUCCUAUUGAAUCUGCAUUACGUGAUGCUGGUGUCACUGUUGAUGAAAUUGAUCUGAUUGAAGUUAUUGGUGGAUGUACUAGAGUUCCAUCUAUUAAAACCAGAUUAGGGGAAAUUUUUGGUAAAACUUUAUCAUUCACCCUUAAUCAAGAUGAAGCAAUUGCUAAAGGUAAUGCCUAUAUUUGUGCUUGUCAUUCUCCAACUGUUAGAGUUAGACCAUUUAAAUUUGAAGAUUAUAAUCAAUAUACUGUUUCUUAUUUCUGGGAUAAACAAGAAGAAGAUGAUGAUCAUUUAGAAGUUUUCCCUAAAGGUGGUUCAUUCCCUUCUACUAAGAUUAUUACUUUAUAUAGACAAGGUGAUUUUGAAAUUGAUGCUAAAUAUACCAAACCAGAAGAAUUACCAACUGGUACGGAUGUCAAUAUUGCUCAAUGGAAGAUUAGUGGUGUUGUUCCAAAUGAAGGUGAAUCUGGUAUUGCUACCAAAUUGAAAUUAAGAAAUGAUCCAUCUGGUUUCUAUACUAUUGAAGCAGCUUAUACUGUUGAAGAAAAGAUUGUCAAGGAAUUAAUUGAACCUGAACCAAAGGAAGGUGAUGACAAGGACGAAGAUGAAGAAGCAGAACCACAAUAUCGUGAAGUUAAGAAAUUAGUUAAGAAGAAUGAUUGUUCAAUUUCAUUUGUUGGUGCCUCAUUACCAGCUGAAGAAUUGGAAAAAUUCAUUGAAGCUGAAAAUGCCAUGGUUAUGGAAGAUAAAUUAGUUGCUGAUACUGAAGAUAGAAAGAAUGCUUUAGAAGAAUAUAUUUAUGAAUUAAGAGGAAAAUUAGAUGAUCAAUAUAGUGAAUUUGCCUCCGAUGAUGAAAAGGCAAGAUUAACUGAAAAGUUAACUAAAGCUGAAGAUUGGUUAUAUGAUGAUGGAUAUGAUUCAACUAAGGCUAAAUAUAUUGCUAAAUAUGAAGAAUUAGCUUCAAUUGGUAAUAUUAUUAGAGGUAGAUAUUUAGCUAAAGAACAAGAAAAGAAGGAACAAUAUAGACAAAAACAAGAAGCUUCACAAGCUGCUGCUAUGGCUGAAAAGAUGGCUGCUGCUAGAGAAGCUGCUAAGAAUGAUUCUGCUCCAAAGGAUGAAGAUAUUGAAAUGGAUUAA
Molecule: messenger RNA, 2091 nt
Organism: Hemisphaericaspora subhashii
Lineage: Eukaryota; Fungi; Ascomycota; Pichiomycetes; Serinales; Debaryomycetaceae
Gene: MSI3
Product: adenyl-nucleotide exchange factor
Exons: 1
Coding region: 1-2091 (696 amino acids)
Biological process (GO): protein folding
Cellular component (GO): nucleus; cytosol
Molecular function (GO): ATP-dependent protein folding chaperone; ATP binding
Source: RefSeq, a predicted model, not a curated record